CGUUGUGUGUUCCUUGGCUAUAGUGAUAUCCACAAGGGAUAUUUGUGUUAUGAACCCUCCACCCAGCGUCUUCGUAUAUCCUGUAACGUCGUAUUUUUUGAGAACUUGAUGUACUAUUCUAGCCCAUCGUCCACCUCUCCACCACUUUUUGCUACGUCCCUUGGUCCACCGUCUUUUCCCGAUGAUGAUGAUGAACACGAUGUGCUACCCUCCGACUCUCCUCCCACUUCCCCGGGCUCCACAUCGUCCAGUGCCUCAUCUUCGUCUUCGUCCACAAAAUCUUCUCCAGCUGCGUCUCCUAUGGAGGCUCCUGUAAUGCCACGUCGAUCACUCCGCUCUAAUCUUGGGCAGCUCCCUGUUUGGUACCAUGAUUUCGUUACUUAUGGUGUCGAGUCUAUUCCUAUCCCGACUCGUUUCUCGCAGGCACAAGGUAAUCCGUUGUGGGAUCGGGCUAUGGACAACGAGAUUGAUGAGCUCCAUGCCAAUCAUACGUGGGACGUUGUUCCCAGACCUCCGCCUGAGGUCCCUGUUGUCGGCAGUAGGUGGGUCUAUACCCUCAAGAUUAAACUGGAUGGCACUCUUGAUCGUUCUAAGGCUCGCGUGGUUUCCCAGGGAUUCACACAAGAGUAUGGUAUUGAUUUUACCGAGACCUUUGCUCCAGUUGCCAAGAUGGUUACUGUUCGCUCCUUGUUGGCAGUAGCUUCUCUUAGUAAUUGGCCUCUCUACCAGCUGGAUGUGAAGAAUGCCUUCUUGCAUGGUGAUCUGCAGGAGACAGUUUACAUGGAAUGUCCCCCCGGUUAUGCGGCCUGAUAAGGUUUGUCUGCUUUGCCGCUCCUUGUAUGGUCUCAAACAGGCUCCGCGGGCCUGGUUUGAGAAGUUUCAGCAUACGGUUCUUGAGCUUGGUUUUCAACUGAGUCUUAAUGAUCCGUCCUUGUUCACUUGUCGUACAUCUCGUGGUCUGGUUGUCUUGCUCGUGUACGUCGAUGAUAUGAUUGUUACUAGUGAUGAUCCGGAUGGUAUUGAGGCCCUGACUAGUGGUCUCUGCAGCUCGUUUAAUCUUAAGGAGCUUGGCGAGUUGUCAUACUUUCUUGGUCUGGAGGUUCAACGGGUUCAGGGAGGCAUUCUUCUUAAUCAGCGCAUGUACAUUAUUGAUCUUCUUGACUCAGCUAAAUAUAGUGAUUGUACACUGACUCGCUAUGACACAACUCCUAACAAAGGCCAAGUGUAACCAAUGAAAGGGACUGCAGUAUUGACUCACUUCUACUGUCACUCCAGGAAUUGGCCAAGUGAAACCACUUCCUAAAGCGUAGUAUAGCGGGUUUUGGUUUAAUUAUCAACCCGGGUCCUAGAUUUGAUGACUACUCAGUGAAUUCUUGUUAUCUAGCAAUGAAACUUUAAUGCAAGUCUAAGCUAACAAACUAACAAAGCAAGUAAACUGUUGUAUUCAGGUUAAGAGAGGUCACCCGGAUAUGGUUCCCCCUAGACUGCAGUUAAGCCGGAUUGUAAUUACCAAGUUCAGUUUCUAUGAUAGUUAUACUGCGGAAGGUUCUUAGACAGCCUGAAGUCUCGACUAAAGGUCUUCAGACCCUCUCAAUCUGAGUCUCUAGCGGGCGACUAACCUCCACCGGAGUAAACAGAUUGAGGCCUUAACAAACAAAACCUCCACUACCGGAGUAAAUCCGGUACAGAAUAGUGAGUUGGCUCCUCGACUAAAGUCACCAACUCCGUACCUUCAAUCAAGGAUGCUCUAUCAACCUAGGCAGAUAUUCUCAUUAUAGGUUAAAGCAGAAACAACAGGAAUUUGAUCAGGAUUCAUGCCAUUCAAUCAAUCAAACCUCAAUUGAACAUAAUCAAAUCAUAGAUUCAGUACUUGGGUUCAUACAAUCAAAGCCUAACAUACAAAUCUAGGGUUCUCCAUACCCAGAUGAAUGGGAGAACUACUCCAUGGAGAAAGAAGCAAAAGCAGAAUCAGACACGGAAUUCAUAAUGUGAAGGAUGGAUUCCUGCUCCUGGACGUUGAUCGGCACUUCUCCAAGCUCAAACUGGCCUCCAAUGGUGUUGAAGAUCAAGCUAGGGCACUUGGGAACUCUUGCUCGUCACUUUCUCACUCUAUAAAUCGAUCUCUCUCCCUAAAACUCGAAUCCCCUUCUCUUUAGCUGAAAAUAUGCUUAAAAAGGGGAUCAGUGGCCAAAGCACGGUCGAGGGCACGGCCGUGUAAAGCCUCAGCCCGCCCGUGCUUUGGCUAGGGUUAAUUACACGGCCAGUGCAAUGGGGGAAACACGGGCGUGUUUUGGAGAGGACACGGCCGUGCUUUGGUUGACACGGCCGUGCUUUCAGCCCGUGUUUUUAGCCAAUAUUUGCCAAACCGAAUUUGCUCUCGGCAGUAAAAGCACGGCCACAGAACACGGCCGUGUUCUGUUUUAGGUCUGCCCGUGUUUUGGCUCCAGCUCGACGAAAUGACUUCCGAAUGCCCCGAAACUCGUGCUUAGCCUUUCCUUUGACGCCUGGGACCUGAAAUAUGACAAAAUAGCACAACCCGGCGAAAAAUAGGCCAAAAUACACGACUAUGCCUCUCAAACGGAUAAGAAUUAGGGGUGCAAAUACGUGUAAUUACAUCUUUAUCAAGUAUAGUGGCUCAAGUAAUAAAUAUCGAAUCCACGG
Linum trigynum is the source of this 2661-nucleotide messenger RNA. NCBI's taxonomy places the organism in Eukaryota, Viridiplantae, Streptophyta, Magnoliopsida, Malpighiales, Linaceae. The record is from the annotation of a GenBank genome assembly.